Molecule: messenger RNA, 2316 nt
Organism: Chlamydomonas reinhardtii
Lineage: Eukaryota; Viridiplantae; Chlorophyta; Chlorophyceae; Chlamydomonadales; Chlamydomonadaceae
Exons: 16
Coding region: 108-1622 (504 amino acids)
Biological process (GO): poly(A)+ mRNA export from nucleus
Cellular component (GO): nucleus; cytoplasmic stress granule
Molecular function (GO): RNA binding; ATP binding; RNA helicase activity
Source: RefSeq, a predicted model, not a curated record
UCGGUUUGGCCCACAGAGUUCUUGACUUACUGGUGACUGAGCUGUUCUUGGCGUGCGGCGGCAAACACAGAAGGACUCAGGUCUAGAGCAGGCGCCGAGCAGUCGAGAUGGCUGACGACGCGCCAGCAAAGCCGACGGAGGAGGCCCCCAAGGCCGAGGCUCCUAAGGCCGAGCCGGCCAAGGAGGCCGCCGCUCCGGAGCCAGCAAAGGAGACUCCCAAGAAAUCGUGGGCGGACGAGGCGGAGGAGGAGGACGGGCCGCCGCCCGGCUUCGAUGACAUCGUCAAGGCAGUGGCCGCCACCAAGGUGGAGGAGGCGGUGGAUGAGCCGGACCUGUCCCUGAAGAGCGAGGGGCUGCGGGAGCGGCCAGAGGCGGAGAUCACCACCAAAACCGAGGGUGACUCCAUCUACGCCAGCGCACACAAGUUCGAGGAGCUGCCCCUCAGCCCCGAGCUGCUCAAGGGCCUGUACGUGGAGAUGAAGUUCGAGCGGCCCAGCAAGGUGCAGGCGCUCACGCUGCCCAUGAUCCUCACGCCGCCGCACAGGGACCUCAUCGCGCAGGCGCACAACGGCUCCGGCAAGACCACGUGCUUCGUGCUGUCCAUGUUGUCCCGUGUGGACCCCUCCAAGCAGCUGACUCAGGCGCUGUGCAUCUGCCCCACCCGCGAGCUGGUGGUGCAGAACCUGUCCGUACUGCGCCGCAUGGCCAAGUACACUAACAUCACCUCCACCUCCACCGCCAGCGAGCUGGAGGUGGGCGGCUCCGGCCUGCGGAGAGACCCCAUCAACGAGAUGGUGGUGGUGGGCACGCACGGCAAGCUGAAGAACUGGGUCCAGAAGCGGCUGCUGGACCUGGACGGCGUGGCCAUCCUGGUGUUCGACGAGGCGGACGAGAUGCUCAAGGCGGACGGCUUCGCAGACGACUCGGUGCGGCUGAUCAAGAUGAUCCGCAAGAAGAACCCGCGCGUGCAGCUGCUGCUGUUCAGCGCCACCUUCAACGACAUCGUGAAGCGCUUCGCGGUCAGCAUCGCGCCGCAGGCCAACCAGGUGUUUGUGGCCAAGGAGCAGCUGUCUCUAGACGUGAUCGCGCAGUACAACGUGCGCUGCCCGGACCGGCAGGGCAAGACGCGGGUGCUCAAGGAGAUGAUCUUCCCCAACUGCGAGCGGCUGGGGCAGACCAUGAUCUUCGUGCGCACACGCGACUCGGCCAAGUCCCUCCACGCCGAGAUGGAGCGCGACGGCUACAAGUGCACCUCCAUCACGGGAGACAUGCAGCCCACCGACCGCGACCGCGUGGUGCAGGAGUUCCGGGACGGCACCACCAAGAUCCUCAUCAGCACAGACGUGCUGUCGCGCGGCUUCGACGUCAGCCAGGUGACGCUGGUGAUCAACUACGACGUGCCUGUGGAGCGCGACGGCGUCACGCCAGCCUACGAGACCUACCUGCACCGCAUCGGCCGCUCGGGCAGGUUCGGGCGCAAGGGAGCCGCCUUCAACCUCAUCUGCACAGGCCAGGACAACGACGUGAUGACGCGGAUCAGCACCUAUUUCAAGAAGACAAUUGAAGAGAUCAAGUGGGAUGACGAGGACGAGUUCAUCAAGGUGCUGGACAAGACGCUGUGAGGAGAUCAAGACACGAGAUGCAGAGGAGCAAAGAGUUUAGGAGGAGCAGGAGGAGGAGGAAUUGACGUGGUCGUGAAGGAGGAGGAGCAGCAGCAGGAGGAGGAGGAGGAGGAGGAGGAGGAGAAGGAGGGCGAGUGGCCGCAGCCUUGGUGAAGGCUGGGGAAGAUGAGUCAGUGGCGGUCUGAUGCAUGCAGUACUGUAUGUGCUGGGGGGGAGCAGGGCCGCGACCACCGCAACGACGACGGAUGUUGAUGCGUUGGUAGCAUUGUGCAUGUGGGCGUGAUGACCUGGCAUUGGGCGACUGCGGUGGUGAUGAGACUACCGGACUCGGUUAGUUUCCAAGGAGGAGCGCGCUUACGGACUGGGUAUGAGGUUGUGACGAGUUACUGGGGCCGAGGCACGCAGCCUCGGGCCAGGAUGGAGGGGUGCAGGGCGCUCGGGGUGCGGGGCUAGGGCGCUUGGUGAUGCCGUGUGUGUGGUGCCCACGUGUUGGAGCAAACGGAUUGGCAUGUGAAGGAGCGGGCGUGGUGGAGCGGAGCGGUGCAGAAUGCUGUGGGCGCAAGGGCCACGGGUGCACAGCCGCGGGGGUGGCCACUGGCCAGCAGGGCUGCGGUCCCGCAGUGAGUCUUGUCGGGUUGCUGAACUAGUAAGGAACUUGUCAGGGGUGCGGCGCCUGCUGUAACGAAGCUCAAGG